Messenger RNA from Cercospora beticola, 3464 nucleotides. RefSeq names its product RNA-binding protein. The record is from RefSeq and is a predicted model, not a curated record. Gene Ontology annotation, molecular function: mRNA binding. Gene Ontology annotation, cellular component: cytoplasmic stress granule. Lineage: Eukaryota; Fungi; Ascomycota; Dothideomycetes; Mycosphaerellales; Mycosphaerellaceae.
GUCUUCAUGCUGGGUCCAGGCGAUGACAUUUCGCUACGCGGCUGUAUCCUUUCUUUCUCGUCUUCUUCCCAAGCGUUGCAUCUUGCUCGCCGCAUUAUUGUCUCUCAUUAUCCUUCUUCUUCUGCUGCUUGCUACCUUCUCCUUCGCCCUUUGAUUUGUUGACUUCGAGCCGCAUACCUGCUGCCCAUUUGCCCGUCGAGACCCAGCGGCCCCGUAAUCCCAAUACCCCCGGCCACCAUCUGCCGCCAUCGCCUGCGGCUGCACGAGAGGAGCGAGCUCGAAAGAGACAUCGGGAGCAGGGUCGACAAGAGACGGGAGUGUACAUACAUUGGGCAUCGGCAAAGGACAUUGAUUUCGCUCGAGCUGCGGUGGAUACACACUCUCGCGCGGCACUGUAUCACUGUCAUCACAGUCUUGUCGACAUCACCGAGCAUUCGUGGGGACACUUGCUAGGCACCUUGCAAGUCGUGCACCACUUUCUAAUUCUAUUGUUUCUUACCAACCCUUUGUGUGUCCGGUCGAGAGAUCCGGACCUCCAACACCAUCACCACGGCCGUGUUAUCAGCAAAUCCGCGGGACAGCCUCGUGCUCCCGCCUCACAUGCUUGGCAUGCAGAACGGCGAGAACAUGGCUUCUGGUCCGGCCUAUGGCCAUCGCCAGACCCAAUCCUUUGCCGUCAAACCAUCGAUGAGUCCUGAUGAGAAUGGCCUCCCACCGAGCUCGUUUCAUCAGGCUCAGCCAUCUCUGGGUGGCUUUGGAAACCGGCACACCAACAGGAAUAGCAUCCAGCCCAUCAACACUGGCCGCAUGAGCCAGAGCUACAACCCGCAAGACAUGCAGACUCCUCAGACUGGCUACGACAUGAACUUUACACCACUUCUCCCCACCAAUUUGUUGAUGGGCAGCCCCUUUCAGCCAGGCUCGCCGACCACCUUCCAAUCCCCGCAGUUUCAGAGCUUCCCGACGCAAUCCAAUGGACGCGGUCACCAGAGCCAGAUGAGCCAAGCCUUCGGACAACAGCAGGUCCUGUCGCCAGGUGCGUACCAGCCACUUGGCUCGCCGCCGCUUCAAUCCUCGUCGUAUUUUGGAAGUAUGCAGUCGCCAACAACGGGCUUCAAUGCUUUCCAAGGCCAACAACUCGGUGCAUACGGCACGGCCAUGCAUGGCAUUUCUCCUGGCAUCGUCUCUGGCACCAGCCGAACUGUCUAUCUGGGCAACAUCCCUCCGGACACUUCUGCUGAAGAGAUCCUUGGUCAUGUCCGAAGUGGCCAGAUUGAGUCUGUCCGCCUGCUGCCAGACAAGAACUGCGCCUUCAUCUCUUUCCUGGACGCUAGCUCGGCCACUCACUUCCACUCAGACGCAAUCUUGAAGAAGCUGUCAAUCAAGGGUCAGGACAUCAAGAUCGGUUGGGGCAAGCCAUCCUCGGUGCCUACUUCAGUCGCUCUGGCAGUCCAGCAGUCGGGCGCAUCCCGUAAUGUCUAUCUUGGCAACCUCUCCGAGGACGUCACUGAGGAGGAGCUACGCGAGGACCUCAGCAAGUUCGGCCCCAUCGACACUGUUAAGAUCGUGCGUGAGAAGGCCAUUGGCUUCGUCCAUUUCCUGUCCAUUGGCAACGCAAUCAAGGCUGUCACUCAGCUGCCACAAGAGCCCAAAUGGCAGGCGCCUCGUCGUGUGUACUACGGCAAAGAUCGCUGUGCAUAUGUGUCGAAGACACAGCAGCAGAACGCUGCGCAGUACUUGGGCAUUGCUCCAGGUUAUGCGCACGUCCUGAAUGGUGCCGACCGCGACCUCAUUACUAAUGCUCUGGCCCAGCAAUCCGUCGCUGCUGCCGCCGUAGCGACCACCGCGGGCGGCGUCAACAACCUGGGCAACCGUACUGUCUAUCUUGGUAACAUCCACCCAGAAACCACUAUCGAAGAAAUUUGCAACGUGGUGCGCGGUGGAUUGUUGCACCACAUUCGAUAUAUCCCAGACAAGCACAUUUGCUUCGUCACAUUCAUCGACCCAACUUCGGCAGCAUCAUUCUACGCCCUGAGCAAUCUUCAGGGACUCAUGAUUCACAACAGACGCCUGAAGAUUGGCUGGGGUAAGCACUCUGGUGCACUUCCACCUGCCAUUGCUUUGGCAGUAUCCGGUGGUGCUUCGCGUAAUGUUUACAUUGGUAAUUUGGACGAGACCUGGACCGAGGACCGCUUGAGACAGGACUUCCAGGAAUAUGGUGAAAUCGAGCUCGUGAACACAUUGAGGGAGAAGAGCUGUGCAUUUGUGAACUUUACCAACAUCGCCAACGCAAUCAAGGCUAUCGAGGCUGUCAGAGGAAAAGAGGAGUACAAGCGAUUCAAGGUCAAUUUCGGCAAGGAUCGAUGCGGCAACCCACCAAGACAGAUCAUCAACAACCAGCACUUGCAGCAGCAACAACAGUCGAGUGAGAACGGCGUGGGAUCACCCUCUCCCGUGAACGGUCUGGCACCACAGUCGCACAGAGCUCAGCACUCUGUCUCGCCAGCGAGCUCUGGUCCGGGUGGCUACAACCCUCUGCAAGGCCCGACCGCGUCGACAAUCUUCAAUACUGGCAGCAAUAAUCCGUUGACCUUGUACCUUGCGGCCACCCAGCAGAACGCUCAGGCCGUCGCUGAACAGCAAGCCGCUCAGCUCCAGCGCAGCUUGAGCCCCUCGGAUUAUGGAGUCCAGGCAUCAUUCCAGCAAUCUCAGCCAUCGUCCGCCACUCACCUCUCGAACCAGCAAGCAUUCUACAGCUCACCUAAUGAGGUUGCUGCCACACGAUCUGCUGGUCUGGAGCCUCCUUCCCACAACCACUUUGGUCAUGGAAGCCACCAAAGCGUGAACAUCACGAAUGGCAUGCAUGCUCUCAAUUCUUACUCGAACCAGGCGAGUCAAAGCAGUGCUUCGCGAAGCGCUCAUAGCCGCGCCGUCAGCUUGCCCGCCUUCUCUCUCCAGGCUGCGCAGCAAAAUCAAUCGCAGCAGCUUUCUGGCUUGGGAUACAGCGCUGAAGGCUACGGUCUUGGCGUGUCUCCAGGUCUGCCAGGCUGGGCUGAGGAAGAGGUGGCAUAGAGAAAGGCGUCCUUGCGACGUGGGUGUAGCAAAUCUUCUUGUCUUGCAUUACUAUCAUCAUCAAUUUUUCAGAAAAACAACUAAUACCUUGCCGCGCGAUGUAUGGCGGCCUACCUUUGUUAAUGGCAGGGUCGCUGUGCUUGCGUCCGCUGUUCACUGGUGUUUGGGAGCAAAGCACACCGGUCUCUGGGAGACCUUUGGGAUGGCGUGGAAUUGGGAUAAUCCGCCGUCAGAGUGUUGUACGCGUGAGUUGGAAUCUUGGUAUAACUGUCUGCACCGCUGUGGAUACUGCGUUGUGAGAGUAGCAUGAGCGAUGCCGAGUCGGGAGGGAUGGAGGCUGCACGAACAGGAUAGUAGGUAGUUCAUCUCAAUGGAAGAUCGCAGUCGGAGGA